Molecule: messenger RNA, 1770 nt
Organism: Hipposideros armiger (great roundleaf bat)
Lineage: Eukaryota; Metazoa; Chordata; Mammalia; Chiroptera; Hipposideridae
Gene: DRC2
Product: dynein regulatory complex subunit 2
Exons: 8
Coding region: 197-1690 (497 amino acids)
Biological process (GO): axonemal dynein complex assembly; cilium-dependent cell motility; regulation of cilium movement
Cellular component (GO): axoneme; axonemal dynein complex
Source: RefSeq, a predicted model, not a curated record
UGCGUCCUUUGGCUUGAGAGCCCUGCCUCCCUGCUAUUUCAGGCUCUGUCUCGCCCGAGGACUGAGACCUAAGGUCCCACUACUGUUCAGGAGCAGUUUCAGAGUCCUCUUUCUGGAGGCGUUUUCUUCUUACCCCCUCUAGCACUGGCUGUGGCGGAACGAGGAACCUUGCCCAGAUCGAGUCUUUUACCCAGCUAUGCCGAAGAAAGGGAAAAAGUCCAAGACGAAUCUGUCCGAUGAGGAGCAGCUGCUUCUGUUUCAGCAGAAGUUGCUGGCAGAGGAGGAGACGAUUAAGAAGAAGGAGCGACUCCUGAGCCAGUUCUUGAAGGACAAGCUGGCCAAGGAAGAGCACAACAGUGCUCUGAACCUUAAUAAGAUUAACACACAGUGGAGAACUGUUCUUCGAGAAGUUAAGACCAGAGAGCUUCGUAAAGACAUUGAGAUACUUAGCCAAACAUUUGAACGAGUGGUGGACUGCAAGGACAGUGUCAUCAAGUCUUUAGCUAAGGACCUGUCAGAAGCCGAGGAACAGUAUGCCCAUGCCCUGCGCAGCCACUUGCACAACGUUGAUCAGCUGUUGGCCCUGCAGAGGUGGCGACUCAACCUCUUAGAGGAAAAUUACAACAUGGAACUAGAGACCCUAACCAAGGAGUUCGAGACAGAAAGGAAAGCAAUUAUUGACCAGCACGAAAAAGAGAUUCGCUACCUACAAGAUGUCUUCAUGGCCAUGGAGCAGAACUAUAUAGAUUCUGAGUAUGAAGGCAAGCUGGAGUUCCAGAGCAUGUGGGACGAUCUUAAAAACAAGAAUUUAGAAGAGAAGCACUUUCUAAGACUGAAACUGGAGAAUGUAGUAGAAGAUCUGUGGAGAAGGUUCCAGGAUGCACUCAAGAGUUACACUGAUGCCACAGAGGAUCGAAAGGUUGCCUUCGAGACCCUGAGGGUGAAGGAUGAGAAGAGCUCCAAAGAGAUUGAAGCACAGAUGAAAAAAAUACAGAGACUACAGGAUUCCAUAAGUAUUUUAAAAGGCAAGAUCAUGGUGCACUGCCGUGAGAGUGAAGAACAGAACCAGUACGUCCGUGAUGACAAGGAGUUGAUCCUUGUACAACUGCGAAAACUUAAGGCCCAAAGGACUCAGGUCCGGGAAACAUCACAGGAGAACUUAGUCAAACUCACUCUGGAAAGUAAUGCCACCAUCAAGGCCCUGAGAAAGAUUGUCGAUAAGGGUGAAAAGAUCCUUAAACUGGCAGAAAUAUGUAGGAAAUUUGAAACAGAGGAAGAAAAAGUGCUGCCUUUUUAUUCAACAUUGACUCCCGAGGAGCAGACGAAGAGAGAGGAAAUUCACCCAGAAAACCUUACUGAGGAGCUGGCAAAGGUGAUAGCGGACUACAAAGGGAUGGAGAAUUUCUGGAAAAGGUACAACAAAGUGAAACUGGAGCAACUGAGCCUCCGACAUAGACAUGCCCAGUUGUUAGAAAUCAACGAGAAGCUGCGGGAGAUGCUCAAGCAGUACUUGGAUGGCAUCUCCGUGAGUGAUGAAGUGCUGAGCCAGCUCAACCCACUGUUCAUCGUCAACCAUCGAAGCAACUUACCCCAGCCCUUGCCCACACCUGCAACCCAGCCAGGUGACAAAAAACCUCCAACCACGUACAACAUCAUAGAAGCAGCCCACGUGAUCUCCCACAUCCUGUGAUACAAGAAAAUCUCUUUUCAACCCCCAGAGAAUUUUUUGAGACCCCCGAGGACUUUGCUAUUAAAAAUGCCCAUGGAGUU